Triticum urartu is the source of this 1834-nucleotide messenger RNA. The record is from RefSeq and is a predicted model, not a curated record. NCBI's taxonomy places the organism in Eukaryota, Viridiplantae, Streptophyta, Magnoliopsida, Poales, Poaceae.
GGAGAUGAUGUGCGUCGUCCUCUCCAAGGUCGGCGACGUGCCGCCGGAGCAGCUCGACCCGCAGGUCCGGAUCUGGGCGGCCAAGGUCCGGGAGCUCUCCUACAACAUGGAGGACGCCGUGGACGCCUACAUGGUCCGCGUGUACGACGGCAGCCAUGGCGACCUUGGCCCCAACAACCUGAAGAACAGAGUCAAGAAGUUUUUCAAGCGGACCAAGAAGCUGUUGAGCAAGGGGAAGGCUCUUCAUCAGAUCUCCGGCGCCAUCCAAGACGCCCAGGAGCUCGCCAAGGAGCUGGGUGAGCUCCGUCAGAGGUACGCGCUUGAGGCACGCGCCGACGGUGUGGGGAACGCCAUUGAUCCUCGCCUUAAGGCUGUGUACAGAGAUGUCACAGAGCUUGUAGGCAUUGAGGGCAUAAGGGAUGAGCUGAUAGAGAAGCUCCUUGGUCAGGAUGAGAGGUCCAAGCAGCAGCUCAAGACAAUGUCUAUUGUUGGAUUUGGUGGAUUGGGUAAGACAACGCUUGCCAGGGCUGUGUAUGACAAGAUCAGAGAAGAAUUCGACUGUGGAGUGUUUGUUUCGAUGUCUCGGAAUCCUGACAUCACAAAGAUUUUCAAGAAGAUGUUGUAUGGGCUCGACAGCAGUAAGUUCACAAACAUCAACGAAGCUGUCAGGGACAACCAACAGCUCAUCGAAGAGCUGAGAGCGUUUCUUCAGGAUAAGAGGUACUUAAUCAUGAUUGAUGACAUAUGGGAUGAAGGAGCCUGGGAAAUUAUCAACUGUGCUUUCUCUAAGAGCGAUCUUGGCAGCAGAGUAAUAACAACAACCCGCAUAACCAGUAUCGCUCAAGCAUGUUGCCCUUCUAGUGGUGAUAUUAUUCAUAAGAUGAAGUCCCUUGAUAAUGAUGACUCUAAAAGGCUCUUCUGCAAAAGAAUAUUUCCUCAAGGAAGUGAAUGCCCCGUUGAACUGGAGCAAGUAUCUAGAGAAAUUUUGAAGAAAUGUGGUGGCGUGCCGCUAGCCAUCAUUACUAUAGCUCGUCUGCUAGCAGGUAAUUAUCAACAAAUAAAGCCAAAGUAUCAAUGGGACAACAUACUCAGUUCUAUUGGCCGUGGACUUGCAGAAGGUGGUACCGCGAAGGAUAUGCAGAGAAUACUAUCCUUUAGUUACUAUGAUCUACCUUCUCAUCUGAAGACUUGUUUAUUAUAUCUCACUAUAUUUCCGGAAGAUUAUGAGAUAAAUAAAGACAGGUUGAUAUGGCGGUGGAUAGCUGAAGGCUUUAUCCAAGGUGGAGAACAAGAAAUUAGACUAUUUGAUCUUGGAGAGAUAUACUUUAGUGAGCUGGUAAACAGAAACUUGAUACAGCCAAUAGCUGUUGAUGUUGAAGGUAGGGUGGGAGCUUGUCACGUGCAUGAUAUGGUACUUGAUCUCAUAUGUUGUCUAUCAAGUGAAGAAAACUUCAUUACUAUAUUGGAUGGUACUAAGCAAAGCAAAAAUAAUUCACAUAGCAUGGUUCACUGGUUAUCUUUUCAGAAUAGCAUGUCAGAGCUCACCACCCAUAGCUUCGAUGCCACAAGUACGUUGAAGUUGAGGUCAAUUACUCUGUUUAGAACUGAUGCUGAUCUGAUCCAGGCUCUUUCAAGAUUCAAAGUUUUGCGUGUGUUGGACUUAGAAGGUUGUAAUCUCAGCGAAAGUAGUCAUCAGAUUGACCUUAGGUAUGUUGAGAAUUUAUUACACCUGAGGUACCUAGGGCUACGAAAUACACGUGUUAGCGUUCUCCCCACGGAAAUAGGAAAGCUACAAUUUUUGCAAACACUGGAUUUAAGAAUCUGAUGACCACAG